Messenger RNA from Cololabis saira (Pacific saury), 2120 nucleotides. Its product is annotated as dicarboxylate carrier SLC25A8-like. The coding region runs from base 559 to 1488 and encodes 309 amino acids. Gene Ontology annotation, molecular function: oxidative phosphorylation uncoupler activity. The transcript is spliced from 8 exons. Gene Ontology annotation, cellular component: mitochondrial membrane. The record is from RefSeq and is a predicted model, not a curated record. Gene Ontology annotation, biological process: response to cold; mitochondrial transport; mitochondrial transmembrane transport. NCBI's taxonomy places the organism in Eukaryota, Metazoa, Chordata, Actinopteri, Beloniformes, Belonidae.
GCUGUGAGGAUACUUACAGUGGAAAAUAUAUAUAAAUGCCAAAUUUGGGAUCUGACGCUUAAAUUGAACACAUGCAUGACAUUGCAAGUGUAAUUUACUUUAAACUUAAAUAUAAAAAAGGUGUGAAAGCAUCUUAGGUGUUUAUGAGUGCUCAUCGUCGCCACACACCUCGCUGCAGAUCAACAAGUGCUCCGAUGUUCAGCUGUGUCACGGACUGGAAACAUGAUAUUCACAUGACAGGUGUGUACAUAGUGUUCGGAUGUCGUGACGUAACGUGCAAAAGGUGCCUAUAAAUUCAGGGACUCCCUCCACAGCGAAGCAGUGAUCACACAGUCUGAGGAGAGGACACUAACUCACGAGGCAAAGGAUUAAACCCUCUUUCCUUAUUGCUGGAUUACACAUUUCUUGGAAAAGUGGUUGGUGGUAUGCUGAGUGGCUUCCUCCUGAGAGCGUUUAUGGCCAAAGGCAUCUCCACGACAGAACCACCCCUAAGAACGAGUUUGCUUCUUGAGAAAACUUGAAACCCACAUUAUCCUCACUUGCAGUCCUGACGUCAGAAUGGUUGGCAUGAAACCCAGCGAUGCCAUGCCCACAGCGACGGUGAAGUUCUUCGGCGCAGGCACGGCAGCCUGCAUCGCUGACCUCAUCACCUUUCCACUGGACACCGCCAAAGUCCGACUACAGAUCCAGGGAGAGUCUCAGAAGACUGAAGGUUCCAGUCGGGUGAAGUACAAGGGAGUCUUCGGCACCAUCAACACGAUGGUGCGCACAGAGGGCCCUAAGAGUCUUUACAGCGGGCUGGUGGCGGGACUCCAGAGGCAGAUGAGCUUCGCCUCCGUCCGCAUCGGCCUCUACGACUCCAUGAAGCAGUUCUACACUCGAGGAAGUGAAAGUGCCGGGAUUGUUGUGCGACUCAUGGCGGGGUGCACCACAGGCGCCAUGGCCGUUGCUUUUGCACAACCAACAGAUGUGGUGAAGGUGCGUUUCCAGGCCCAAGUACGACUGACAGACGGGGUAAAGAGAUACAACGGCACCCUGGACGCCUACAAGACGAUUGCCAGAGACGAAGGUGUACGAGGACUUUGGAAAGGCUGCAUGCCAAACAUCACCCGCAACGCCAUCGUCAACUGUGCAGAGCUGGUCACCUACGACAUGAUCAAAGAACUCCUCAUCAAGUACGACCUGAUGACAGAUAACCUGCCGUGCCACUUCACAGCCGCCUUCGGAGCUGGCUUCUGCACAACCAUCGUGGCCUCUCCUGUGGAUGUGGUCAAAACACGGUUCAUGAACUCCAGCGCCGGCCGGUACAGCAGUGCCAGCAACUGUGCUCUCACCAUGCUGAGAAACGAAGGACCCACAGCUUUCUACAAAGGGUUCAUGCCUUCUUUCCUGCGACUGGGCUCCUGGAACAUCGUGAUGUUUGUGUCAUAUGAGCAAAUCAAGAGAGGGAUGACCAGAGCCCAGCAGUACUGGGAGUCUCCGUUUUGAUCUGGGCAAGAUCAAGAUUGCAAAGACUCAGCAGCCAAACCUGCCAUGUGAAUGAAAGCUGCAGCUCAGCUGGAAUACCUGGCAUGUUUGUUGAAGCCUUGAAAAGAGGACACUAUAUGGCGAGAGCGAGGCCAUAUCGCUAACUUAUGAGUUUCCUAAUAAACACGAUAAAGACUUGUGACAGGAAGAAUCUGAGGGAUGACGUGCAAUAUCGGAGCCAUUUAAAGAUAACAGUAUACUGAAAUAUUUUAUGGGUUGUAACAGUCAGCAAAAAGCUGGCUAUUAAAGGCUCCUCUACGUGUAAAACAUGAAUGUGAAAUGCUUGGAAAUGGUGGAUACAGACACGUUGUAUCACAUGUUUGUCUAUAUCUUUGACGAUGGAUCUUCAUGUUUACAGGAAUGAACUGAAAGAUCACAUCACUCCGUAGCACUUUAUCCCUGAAACAAACCAUUUUUGCUGCAUGUUCGUUCCCAUCCCAUCUGUUUACACUUUUAAAGCAUUGUUUGUGGCCAGUGGUUGAUAGUUUCAUAUAGGUAAGCAAAAUGAUUCGUUGCUGGUCGAUGAGUCAUGAAUAUGUUGCACAUGAUGAAAAACAACGUUACAGCUCAAAAAUAAAGUGAAACUUUUACAA